ACAAUCCCCUCAAUAUUUACACCGAUGGGAGCUUCUCUAUAGCGUUCUUGAGGAACGACUCUCCCAUUGUCCAACAUACGUUCCCAGAACGGUGUUUAUUAGCAAGCAUUCUUCCGUUCUUGAGAAAGCCGUUCUUUCGUUGUUGCGCACAUCAGCAACAACGAACAACAAACCCCGGGGGUGCACCUCAGCUGGCUUUCUAUUCCUGAAGUGCCGUCAGCAUACGACGACGGCUCGUUGAGCGGUAAAUAGGCAAUGAGUAACUCUGGUUUGGCUUGGCACAUGAUCAGCUUUCAUCCCGGAGCGACAUGGACAAGCCUCAGGGGUCCCCGGAACCCUUCGAUGAUCGUCAGAAACUUUGUACUACAGAAAAAAACACUUCUCCGGGAGAAUACAGCCGGUUUAUUAGUAACUGCUUUCUGGAAGGACCUCGGUAAUUGCAUCCCAUCAAGGAAACGUCCUUUUCUCCAUUAUCAAGUGGUCCUCAGAGGUGCGAGGACGGACGAGGAUCGUAUUCAAACUGAGGCUAUACUCACGGACUUGGGCGAAAACCAGAUAUUUCCGGCGUUGUGUCGCCUUCGGCCCUCGGAUAAAUUAAAACAGAUGCUGAUAUAUUUUCCGAUCGAGGCUCUGUAUAAACGAAAGUUCGCAAGCCCAUCGGAAGAGUUAGCGUUUGCGCUAACACUACUGCCAGAAAACAACCCUGCCCUAAACCUGAUCAAUGAUCGCUUACGUCUUCCAUCUUGAGCUGACUAGCCGGGAUCUGUGAAAUUCGAGUGAGAGCGACUCCAAGAAUCAGGAGUCAUGUCAUCGUCGCUAAUAAAUUUUCUUGGACUUCA
This is a messenger RNA of Galendromus occidentalis (western predatory mite), 839 nucleotides long. RefSeq lists its product as uncharacterized. The transcript is spliced from 5 exons. Bases 256 to 747 code for a protein of 163 amino acids. Lineage: Eukaryota; Metazoa; Arthropoda; Arachnida; Mesostigmata; Phytoseiidae. The record is from RefSeq and is a predicted model, not a curated record.